CUUUACCAGGUCAUAGAUUCCAGGUUGUAGAGCGCAACAUACAAGUUUUGUGAGCAGUAGCAGUGGUAGUCCACUCGUUUAUCCCUUGAACGCUGCUCUCGUUUGUUGUCAUUACCGACAUACACAAAAAGAACAAUCUGGAACUUUAUGGACAGCACUAUGACAAAAAAUUUGGAUUCAAUACUCAUUAUUGUCGGUCAUGUUACUCACCGCUUAAGUCUUACCAAAAUGACUCUUUCUGCUGAUAAAACUCGGUCAAUCAGUUCUGUGAUCAGAAAUUUAUGUUUUUGGACGUUAUUGGAAGCAUACCAAAUAUCUGACUUCUUGCUAUUAGGAAGUCUACAUUUCCAUUUACUAGUAAUUUACAGAAUCUUUUAAUUAUUCUGUAACUACUCGUUAACAGUAAUUGGGCUACUCAGUUAUUCUGUAGCAAUAAGUAAUACACGUUUGUUGAACUCGUAAAUCUGCUUUGAAAUUACUUUGAAAAUAUAUUCUAUACUUGUUUUUAUUUAUUAGAUAUCAUAUACUCUAUUUACUUAUGUAUUAUGUUUUAUUUUUACUACGCUAAACUUGUUAACUUAAAGUAUUUGUUCAUAUGUGAAUUAGUCAAAUAUAAUAAGCUAAAAACUUUAUGCUUCUUUAAAUGACUAUGUUGUGGGUGGUUUAAUUGUACAACAGUAGUAUCACUAGUUUAUUAUAUGGUUUUCAAUUUUCUAACUUUUCAGAACUGGCUUCUAUGACCCAAUGGAGAAGCAGAAAAGUAAUUAUUUUAACAAAAAAGUGCAUAGACGACAUUUCUCAAGAAAACGAACCUUGGAUCUUAUGUUUCUCUUUACGUUAUCUUUGAUUUUUGUUAUAUCAACUUCAUAUUUAGUGUAUACUAAUCAGGGCCUGAGUUUAAACUCUUUUGAACAUCCGCUUAAUGUAGAUUUGUACAUGAUAUAUGAAAAUGAAUUCAAAACGUUGAACAACAAGACAUCGGUUAAACCCAUAAAUCCUGUUAAAUUUAACGUUAUUCUCCAACCAAUACACUCUUGUAAAUCGUCCAAUCAAUCUGAUGCCUCACAAGAUCUAGUUAUUUUUGUCAAAUCAGCGUUGCUACACUUUGAAUCACGUAACAAUAUACGCCAAUCUUGGGGUAAUUCAAACUGUUUCCGUUAUUUUGGAGUGCGCGCUCGAACGCUUUUUAUCCUUGGUAGAUCAGGUUUCGUCGAUUGGGAACAUUCCAGUACUCAAAGUCGGGUAUUACAAGAACAUAUAAAGCAUAAUGAUAUAGUUCAGUUUGAUUUUAUUGAGGACUACCAUAAUGUCACGUAUAAGCUGAUAGCGACAUUAGACUUUGCUAUUAAUGAAUGUUUCUCUUCUCGAUUUCUCACUUUGAUUGACGAUGAUUUUAUGUUGCAUCCAUCUAAUUUGCUUCGGACACUUUCCGAAGUUACUGAAACUCAGUAUUUGAACUACAUAGCUGGUGAUGUGUUGCGUAUCUCCAAACCAAUGAGGUUCCCAUUCAGUAAAUGGUAUAUAUCCUUCUCAGACUAUCCAUACAGUUUGUAUCCACCCUUUCCUACUGGCGGAACUAUUAUUCUUAGCAUGCCUGUUGCAAAGCUUCUUUCUGUUGGUCUGAGGUAUACCAAAUUACUUCCUUUUGAAGAUGUUGUAAUCGGCCUUGUAUUAUAUAAACUGGGUAUUAGCCCCGUACAUUUGAAUGGUGUUCUCGCAGUUCGUCAACCAGACGAUAAUAUUGGUGAUAUCAUAAGUAUUCAUGGGUACGGUGAUAGUUCUUUUUCCUUAUCUAGUUGGAAUAAGCUUGGUUUACAGACUGUUUGCAGCGAAUAGCUUGUCUUCUUUGUUGCUUCUUUGUUAUUGUUUGUAUAUUCAAUAUGUAACAGUUGGUUAACGUUAUGUUAACCUUGGAGAAUUUCUAGUCAACUAAUAUUCACUUUUUGAUUUGCUGCAGUUGCUUAGUUACUAGUAAAAAUGUCUCACCUAAAAUUUCUCAUGCUAAUAAUCAAACUGUUUAUUUCUCAAUUUGUCAAAUAAUUAACCACAAACUAACUGUAAUGUAAAUAUUUAUAAAACUCUCAUCUUGUAAAUAAGUCGUAACUACAUAUGUUUUAUUUCAAAUUAAAAGUAACUUGCUAUAAA
This is a messenger RNA of Schistosoma spindalis, 2145 nucleotides long. NCBI's taxonomy places the organism in Eukaryota, Metazoa, Platyhelminthes, Trematoda, Strigeidida, Schistosomatidae. The record is from the annotation of a GenBank genome assembly.